Molecule: messenger RNA, 3972 nt
Organism: Arctia plantaginis
Lineage: Eukaryota; Metazoa; Arthropoda; Insecta; Lepidoptera; Erebidae
Source: the annotation of a GenBank genome assembly
AUGGAAGCACCCACUCAAAAACGUACUCCUAGUCGCUGUCGAGAGUGGGAACGUGCCAGGCGUAACAAAUUUAAUGAUGCUAUAACUAAACUUGGUGAAGUUGUAAAAGCUAUCAACAAAACAAACUUCCCUGAUUCAGAUGCUGAUGAUGCUCAAUGUCCAAAAGUUGAAAUAAUUCAAAAAGCUAUAGUAUGCCUAACCAACUGCGGUCAACAAAUAACAAAUUUGAAAGCAGAUAUUUUAGCUGUGAAAGUACAACUUGAAACAACUAAACCAAAAGAUAAAUCUAUUAAAGAUGCUUCAACACAAGUUUAUUAUGGAUUAUCUAAGAAGCGUAAAGAUGGAAAGUAUGUGAAACUACUAAUGCUGAAAAAGAGUAAAACUAAAAGCAAUAAAAACAUAGUACAGAAUAAAAAUAAGCCACAGCUCGACUCCAUCAGAAAGCUGCCCAAGCUCUUACCAAGAGGUGGAACAUCUGAGAAGAAAGGUCCAGAAAAUACGAUAGUAGUACUGCCAGCAGCGCCUUACAUGUUUCCAUCAAGACCAUUAUUAUUUCCAGCAGUGCCACCAGCUAUUGUUUUAGUAGAUCAGAAUAUGCAACCAUUGAGUAAAGGACCUCUAUUGAAUAGAAAUAACGGAGAUAUCACAAAAACAACAAUGGUCAAUAUCCUACCAAUAUCUGCAUAUUCACAUCCUCUAUCAGCUGUAAAAAAUAAAAAGCAAAAUGUAAAAUUGAAAAGUUAUAUCUCUAAAAAGUUAAACCAAAAAACUAAACCAACUGGUAACACUGCAAAAGAACCCUUAAAAGUUAGUGAAUCAAAGACGCCCACAGUUGUUACCAAACAAAAUAAAACACCUGAAAAUUCUAAUAAAGAAAAUGAUGAGAGUAAUAAGGUUGUUCCGAACAAAGAGAAAAAAAUGGAAACUGAUAAAAACACGAUUAAAAAUGCAACUCAGUCCAUAAAGGAGGUGGAUAAAAUACAAAAAGAGGAAACUAUUACUGUUAAUAAAAUUAACAGUGAUGUAUCGGACAUAAAUAUUUGUAAAAGUAAGGAAAACGAAGUUCCUAAUGUUAUAGAUAAGCCUAAGAGUCCAGAAACCGUCACAAAAGAAUUGCCAAUUAAUGUAGUAACUACCUGUAGUGCCCAAAAUACUGAUACCGUUAAAUGUUUAAUUGAAAAUAAGACUAUGAAAAGCUCAGCAAGCAAAGAGAAUGUAACAGAGAGUAAACUUAAACAAAACAAAUUGCCUAAUAUUUUGCCCUUAGAUACGCCAUUAUGUGAUAAUGUUGUUGAUACAGGCAAUGCACGUCUAGAAUUAGCAGAGGAAUUUCUAGCCACUUCACCAACUGCCGCAUUUCUUAUGUCAUUUCCGUUAGUCAGUGGUAACAGAGCUGACAGCCCUGCUGAUGAAAAUUCUCAUAGCACUACUCCAGCUAAUCCAAAAGAAAGCCAAAGAAGAACUGAAAUAGCUCCACCACCUGUUACAUACUUCGAAAAACCGACUAAUGACAUAAAAACUAAAUCAGCAAAUAAACUCUCUGAUCCCUGUAAUACAACGAGUAAAGAAAAUGAACAGCAAAAAUGUGUCACUAACGUGGUCACUAAAGAAUCAAAUAACAAUAUUACCAUAACUAAACCCUCCAAUACAGCCCCAUUGCCAAGCAUAAGCAGUGAAAAUCCAUUCUUAAACUUACCUAUGCCUUCAUUGAUAUCAACCAAUUGCACAUUAGCAGAUACUAAUUUUGGCUUGGAAUUUGACUGUAACAUAAGUAAAUCUAUACCAAGUCAAUCCAGCAGUUACGUAAGUAGUAAUAACUUUUUCUAUAAGAGUGAUCCAUUUGGUACUGUUAAAAACAGUAUUUACAGUACUAGUAGUAUUACUUCUGGCCAUGAAUUUAAUAGUCUCGGGCUCUAUCCUUGCGCUAUGGAAAAAUAUGCGGCUAAGAAUAAAACGGAUUAUUCAAGUGUUGAUGACAACCUUAUGAAAAUUGGAUCGUCAAGAUUAACAUACGAUAUUGACUUGGGUUGGUCACACAAAGGCUUGGAUUUUGUAAAUUGUACCACCACCACCACCACCACAAACACUUUUAAUAAGGACACUAUAUUAACGAGUACUGCUACGCCGUAUACAACUUCUUAUAAUCCCUUCAAUCCUGAUUUUCAUGUCCCCUUAGUACCUAGUAAGAAAGAUAAUUCUAACAAAGUUCCUAGCUCUUCGCUCGCGGAUACUAUUACUAGUUUUUAUUCGCAGCCCACGAAUUUAUGGUCUGAAGACGUACCGUUUUAUACUAAUAAUAAUAUAUCAAAAGCUUUAACUUCAAAAAAUCAGAAUUAUCCCGCAUUAGAUAAUUCACAAACGAAUACUAAUACGAAAUUAAAUAUAAAUAAACAUUAUGAAACUAAAAUGACAGAAGCUGUCGCUGACGGCGUCCCUGGGAUCAAAGAUAGCAAUACUGUAGAAAAAUAUACAAAAAAGUCUCCAAACAAAAUGCAUAUUAACUGGAUGACGUCCGAAAUAAGAUCGGUGCAAAACAAUUGUAACCCUGUGCUACCUCAUCCGGAAAUAAAGGAUACCCAUAAAUCUUACAAUAACAGCGACCAUUCUGUAAAAAAGCAUGAUCAUAAUGAGGGCAAUUAUUUUCCUAUAUCAAUGCAUAAUUUCCCCACACAACCAGUUCAAGAAGAAUUCCCAGUGUGGCCUGCUUCCACAAGACCUUUAGGAACUACGGAAAUAAGUAUUGACCCACCGCCUAUAAACCUGCCGACUUUAGUUGGAGAUCUAGCUCUGGGCCCACAUGAGAAGAAUAAAAAAGCAGAUUUAACAAACCGGACAGCGACGCAAACCGACAUACAAAACUGUGGCAAUUUUCUUUCUGUGACACAGCUGAUGAACCGUUCAACAGACAAUAUGCAGUCACGAUUUCAAGUGCCCAAUAUCGAACCUUCUAAAUCCAUACCAGCAAAACAACAUACUAAUAAUUUUGCUAAUGAAACUCAUCGCAAAAGUAUGAUGAAUUUAGAAAACCAUAUGCCACAACCUUGUUAUGUUUUCAAUGAUCUUAAAGUGGUAAAUUCCUAUGACAAUAUGGCGCAGUUUACACAACCUAAACCAAAAUUAAAUAGCAAAGCUGAAAAGUCUUCUAAGUCUCAAAAGAAUAAUUAUUCCACGGAGGCUUUGCUAAGAGGAGCAAACUGUACCCAAAAAAUUCAUGAUACCAACAGUACUAAGUUCAUGAUGCCAUCACAGAAGUACCCGGACUACAGUAACACCCAGGACUCCGGUGUCGCACAAGUGUCACAUUUCCCACCUAUUAUAGAUUAUUCAGAUAACGGCUACACUAGCCAACAAUUUUCAGGAACAACUUUGUACAAUACCACUACAAAUACAAUAUCUAACUCGUUUUACUCAAACUUUAUGCCAGGAAGUAGUAAUUUAAUGCCUAGUAAUUAUGCAAGUGCACCUUUCACGGGUGAUUUCAUCGAUUACAACCAAACUGCAGAAUGCAAUUACGCUAAUCACAAGUACGAGGAGCUUAAGAUGAGGAAUAAUACAGCCAUGUUCCAAACAGAGAAGGUCCCUACUAACUAUAAAAGUUCAAGGCGAGAAUCAACAAAACAUAAACUAGAAUGUUCCAAAAAAGAGUCUAGUAAGAAAUAUCAAAGCAAAAAAGCUAAAAUGAAUAAUGAAAUUGAAGAUUGGAAUGAUUCAUCUCAUUUAAUAUGGCAAAAUAAGAUGUCAAGUAAAAAACAUACUAAUCUAAUGUCGGAGGAAUUGCCUUUUCCAAACUACGUAGGCAAUCAAAUGCCGGCUCAGUAUCAGAGUGAUUUCUUUAACAGUCACCUGAUGCCCACGAACAUGCAAAGCAUGGGGCACAAUGUCGAUCGAUCGUUAGCUGGUUUACCUGUCACCUCACGGGCUAACUUCAAUUUGAGCACUAUAUUUCCAGAAAUUACCAUGAAGGUGCAAUGA